Lactuca saligna is the source of this 693-nucleotide messenger RNA. The record is from the annotation of a GenBank genome assembly. NCBI's taxonomy places the organism in Eukaryota, Viridiplantae, Streptophyta, Magnoliopsida, Asterales, Asteraceae.
AUGUUUGAAGGUUCCAAAAACGAUACAAGCAUCAAUCCCCGAUGUUGGGUUGCUAUGAAUUUCAAACAAUCAAUUCCAUACGUACUUCUCCAGAGUAGGGUGUAUGUGAAAGUUCUAGACUUUUCCCUGGAGGCUUAUCGGGAUAUGGCAUCUGCACUUUCCAAGGCUGAUGGAAUUGACUAUACUGACCCUGAAGAGUUAUUGGUUGCAACAAUAAUGGAUCUUGAUGCAAUGGAUGGUAAAGGGAGUGUGUCGUUAUUGGCAAAGUGUUCAACUUCUCCUAAUGUCAAUACAAGGUUAAUGGCAUGGCAUUGGCACUUCCAUUUUUUCAUUCUAUGGUUCAUCACAUACCAAAACCAACUCCUCAAAAUGAUUAAUGUCGGGGGCUCUUCGAUUUGCUUAGGAGAUUGUCCUCCUGAUGCCAUUCUCCCUCACGAAGAGUGCAACAAGGCUAACAAAAUUGCAUAUUAUUCUGAAUUGCAUAAAGUUCUUGGGUGGUACCUACAACUUUUUGGAAUUCAUCUCCUUAUCAUUUGGAGGAUCCGAGUGAAGGUGGUAAAAAGAAUGGAAGUAUUAUUAGAAGGCCUCCACAUGAUGUUGACUAUUGACUAUGUUCCUGCAGAACUAGUUGGAAAGAAUGUGAGGCCUAUGAAGAAGAAAAAGACCCAAUGGGAUCUACAGUCAGGCCUAUAG